GAAAACAAUAGACAAAAAAGCAUGGGGCAAAAAUUUAUUUGGUAUAUCUUCGUAAUAAAUAAUAAUUAUUGUCAUUUUAUCAUUUCAUUAAAUAGUAAUUAAAAAAUUGAUACUAAUUUCCCAAUAGACUUCUAUACAACAAAUUUGUUUUUACGAAGAUAUUAGCAAAAUCGGGCAAAAUGGUUUUUGACAUUUUUAUAUAAAUAAGGCGUUUAGAGAAAUUGCAAAAAAAGUAAAGAAAGAGACAGAAGAGAAAAUGGAAACUGAAAUUUGUGAAAUUUCGGAUUCGAAGGAAGACAGCAAAUUACAAGACCUUCCAAGUAAAAAGAAAAAGACGAAGAGGUGCAUUUCUGCCGAAAAAAUUGCAUCAACCAACGAAGAAGUUAAAGAUUUGAAGCAGAGUGGAAAAGAAAGACACAUAAUUAAAAGAAAGAGUGAUCAGUUUGAAAUUAAUCAAUCGUCUAUAUCCGAAUACGACAAAAAACGAAAGAGAAAAAAGCACGAACCUUCUGAAUUAGAGCCAACAGCAGUUCAACAAUCUUCUGAUGAAGUAAAUGUACAGAAGGAAAAGAAGAAACGGAAAAGUGAUCGGUCACUAGAAAAAGAUACUGCAAAUUUAAAAAGCGGUUCUUUGGUAACUGGAGAAGGCGAUUCUGAAGUGUCGAUCAAAAAUACGUGCCAAAACUUGUCCGGAAAGAAAGGGAGUGAUUUACAAGAUAAAUAUGGACAGGAUUUGCCUGAAGAAUUGAUUAAUCCUUGUAAAGACGAUAUAAAUUUCCGUUACAGAUAAUGUAAGACUAUCAUGGAGCUGCGCGAUUUUAUAUUUUCUGUAUUAAGGAUUCUUAAUUUUCGUGUGUAUAAUUUGCGUGUAUAUAAAAUCUGUGUAGUCUGUAUGCAAUAGUGUAUGUUUUGGCAUUUACUGCUUUCCGCAGAUGAAUAAUUCAAUUUGUAUUUUCGACGAAGGCAAGGAAACCUCAUUCGAAACACGGGUCACUGCUGGUUUUUCUUCAGUUACAUAUUAUAAAAGUUAUUUAUAACAUGCAUUUUCAUUUUGCUAAAAUUCAUUUUUUUUCUUUAUAAAAAUGAAGUGGAUUAGGUUCACUUGCUCUAAUCUUGAAGAAAAGUUUCUGCUAUUCAUGUGUCAUAUUUAUAUACAAUACGAACAU
Messenger RNA from Belonocnema kinseyi, 1166 nucleotides. Its product is annotated as protein PXR1-like. The record is from RefSeq and is a predicted model, not a curated record. Lineage: Eukaryota; Metazoa; Arthropoda; Insecta; Hymenoptera; Cynipidae. The coding region runs from base 257 to 790 and encodes 177 amino acids. The transcript has 4 exons.